GCGGGGCAUGCGUAGUGCCGCCGAGGGUGAAGGCUCACUUGGAGCAGCGGCGGCGGUUAACGGAGGUGGGAGCGCUGAGGUCAGGUUGUACGUCAAGAAAACAUGGCAGAUCCUUGGCAAGAAUGUAUGGAUUAUGCAGUUACAUUGGCAAAGAAAGCUGGGGAAAUAAUCCGUGGAGCGCUCAAGGAAGAAAAAUCCAUUAUGAUUAAAAGUUCACCAGUAGAUCUAGUGACUGAAACUGAUCAAAAAGUAGAAAACUUCAUUAUCUCAUUGAUAAAAGAAAAGUAUCCUUCUCACAGCUUUAUUGGAGAAGAAUCGGUUGCAGCUGGAGAGGGCAGCAUUUUGACAGAUAGCCCCACAUGGAUUAUAGACCCUAUUGAUGGAACUACCAACUUCGUGCACAGGUUUCCAUUUGUGGCAGUUUCAAUUGGCUUUGUUGUAAACAAAAAGAUAGAGUUUGGAAUUGUGUACAGCUGUGUUGAAGACAAGAUGUACACUGCCAGAAGAGGAAAAGGGGCAUUUUGCAAUGGUCAGAAACUUAAAGUGUCAGGCCAAGAAGACAUUACAAAAUCCCUUAUAGUGACAGAAUUGGGAUCAAAUCGUGAUCCAGAGACUAUAAAAGUUGUUCUUUCUAACAUGGAAAGACUCCUCAGUAUUCCUAUUCACGGGAUUAGAGCCGUUGGUACAGCAGCUGUGAACAUGUGCCUUGUGGCAGCGGGUGGAGCUGAUGCCUAUUAUGAAAUGGGGAUUCACUGCUGGGAUAUGGCAGGGGCUGGAAUCAUUAUUACUGAAGCAGGAGGUGUGCUCCUGGAUGCCUCAGGUGGACCAUUUGAUUUGAUGUCUCGGAGAAUAAUUGCAGCAAGCAGUCGACCUAUUGCAGAGAGAAUAGCCAAAGCACUUCAGAUAAUUCCUCUGAAAAGAGAUGAUGCAACUAACUGAAUACCAAAGCUGCACCUUUAAACAUACAGUUGUACAAUGGUUCUCUCUCUCAUGUGGUGGUUGUUCCACACCUGGCACCUGAUUUAAAAAAAAAUAGAUUGUGUUCUUUCAGUACUGGAUAGCUUAUGGUGUGACUGUGAAGCAGUGUUUUGAGAUUGGACCAAGAUCUACGUAAGCUUUUAUUGUCAAGUAUUCUAUUUAGCAUUAAAAACACAUAUUUGCUUCCUUUUAUAGAUCUACAACUGCUGUUUUGAAGCUUUAUACUACACUGGAAAGCAUAGCUAACACCCUUUAGUUACAUAAUACCAAAACAGAUUCACUAUCUCAGCACCACGCAGAAGCUUAAGGCAGUACUGUUUAUCCGUUCUCUAACCUUUUCUCUCCUGACUGUUGUUUCUUUUUCAGUAUCAUCAACAUAUCAAUUUCCUUAACUUGUUAGGGUUUUUCUAGAAGUAGUUUAUGUAUUUCUGAAUGUUUUUUUAGUUGCUUGUAGUUUGGGAUCUCAUUUAAAGCCCCUUUUAGUUACCUGUCUUUGUUUUUGUAGUCAUGGUUCUACCUUUUUUACAUUAGAUAAACACAGUCUCCUCUUUUGCUUUUUAUGUGGCCAAUAUUCUUGCAUAUUUAUUACAGUUGCAGAAAUAAUAACUACUGUGCCAGGAAAACAUGUUUUUCCCAAGAAUAAGUUCUGAGCACACUUCCUAUUGACAGAUGGACUUGCUCCUGCUUAAGAUUGAAGUAUGACUUAAAUUUGUCCUGUCACUUGGAAUUAUCAGCUUGUAUGUACUAGGUUCUUACUCUUAUUAUUUGAACCAUAAUACCCAUUAAUCUUGUUUGAGUUUCUCCAUGAUUAAUUAAUUUCAGAACCUAAGGAAUAAUUGAAGUCUGAACUGGCAAAAAAUAAGCCAGUAGUCCAGGCUUCUUACAUCGUUCUCUCUGAGUUAUAAAAGCGAUGACUGACCAAGUUCAGGUUUCCAUUGUGUUAUGUUGUGGAUAGGCACAAAAGAAAAUAUGUUUCUAACCCUAAGUGUUUUCAAAUCUAAGAAAUACCAGUAAUCUAAUGCUUUAUAGUUCUAAACUUCUAAAACUAUACAGUUCUUUGCAUUUUUGUACUUAAAAGUAUCAGUCUACUGACCAAACAAUGAACGCACUUUAAGAAAAAACCUUAAUUUAGAUCACUUUUUAACCUGAUUUUUCUGCAUCUGACGUCUCCAAAAUAAAAUUGUCUUAUAGAGAUUGUCCAGUCAGAAGACAGCAACAUUUUGGAAAGCCUGAUUUGUACUGCUGUCCCACUGUCUUUGUUUUGGCAAAUGAUCUUCUCUCUUGAAAGUUCCAGCAUUAAUUUGAGCUUUUAAUAUCAGUUCGUUUUUUUUUUUUUUUUAAACAGUUUUGCUGAAAUGUUGUAUUUGAAACUGUAUCUAAUGCCAGAUGAUUAACAUUAAUGAUCAGCAGCUGCCUGAUAUUAGGUCUUUUUUAAAAAUAAUUUAAAAAAAAUCAGACUUAAUUUUACUUUUAAAGUUACCAUUUGACAUGGAUAGGGACUGUUUGGCCAUUUCACUGUAACUUUAUUGCUGUAAAUGAUUUGGGAUCACUGUUUCUUGAGUAUGACUGUUGUACUAUUUCUCUGGCUUCUGUAGAACAAAACCUGCAUAACUUUUUUUUUUUUUUAAACUGAUUAAUUUGUGAAAUGGAGACAUAGGUUUAAAAAAAAAAUAAAGUGAAAGGAUGUGUUCAAAAUAAAUGGGUCCUGGAGGAGCAGCUGCUUCAGGUGUGCUUCCCUGCUUAAUGAUAGAAUCGUUAGAAAAGCUGUCUGAGAUCACCUAGGCCAAUGAACCACCUGCCAGCAAUGUUGCCCACUAAGCCAUGUCCCUUAGUACUGCGUCCACUCUUUCCUUAAACACCUCCAGUAAUGAUGACUCCACUUUAUCCCUGGGUGAUCUGUUGCAAUGUCUAACCUCUCUCUGAGGAGAAAACAAAAAAUUAAUAUAUAUCAUAGUGCAAUGCUGGGAUCCAGCAAGCUGGGUAUGUGAGCUUGGGGCUGUCUCUGAGUUGAAAACUUUGUCGUCUUGGCCUCUGAUACACAUGAACUGUUAUGCCUCUACAGAACAAGUGCAGGUGUAUAUUGUCUAUAUAUAAAAGUAUAUAAGAACACUUUUAUAAGUGUUCUUAUAAAAAUACUUCAGCAGCUUCCCAUGAGAUGAUAAUAUGCUAAUUAUGUCAGUCCUUAGAUCUCAAAUCUUACAGAGCACUUGACUUUCUUCACUGUUUGUGAGGCCCAGCAGCUGGUUGAAACACAGAGCUUUCUCACCCUUAGCUUUCCUAACACUCUAUGGAGAAUUUAUGGAGCAUCAUUUCACAUAUUUAUUUUCUUACUCAGUAUUCACCUUCUAGGUUUUUUUGUGGUGUUUUUUUUUGUUUGUUUGUUUUUUGUUAAACUAUGUGACAGAUUUUAGGAGUUCUCUGUUUUCUUUUUAACUUCAGUUUUCCUUUCAGGGACAUCAGAAAUCCCUGCUUGCUACUUCGCUGCAGCAUGGUUCUCUCAAAUAAGUCGUAAUGUAAGUUGCGUCUUAUGUCUAUAUAACUUCCAGUCAUAUAGAAAGUACACCUGAAUGUCGUCGUUUAGACACAUUUUGUAUCUGUUACUGUGCAAUUUUGACAAAAGAUUUAGUAAAAUGGUGAAACUGUGAUAACUGUAAUCAAAAUGCUUUUGAGAGAUUAUAAGAUAUGGUCCCUGAAAGUUCAAUAAAACACCUAUUUUAUUUUGAAAAGGGGUGGCAAA
Messenger RNA from Lagopus leucura (white-tailed ptarmigan), 3715 nucleotides. It is a transcript of the gene IMPA1, whose product is annotated as inositol monophosphatase 1. Gene Ontology annotation, molecular function: inositol monophosphate 1-phosphatase activity. The coding region runs from base 103 to 939 and encodes 278 amino acids. NCBI's taxonomy places the organism in Eukaryota, Metazoa, Chordata, Aves, Galliformes, Phasianidae. The record is from RefSeq and is a predicted model, not a curated record. Gene Ontology annotation, biological process: phosphatidylinositol phosphate biosynthetic process; signal transduction; inositol metabolic process. The transcript has 9 exons.